AUGGUCAAUCGCCGUAUACUUCUCCUGUUCAUUGCUGUAACGUUGUUCAUCACUGUAUUACAAGCUGAACGUGCUCGUAACGAUAAUCUUCAAGAUGCCGAACAAGAAAUAGAUUUUACCAAUCAUAGCGAAGACGAUGAUGUAAUUGAAACUAUCAAACGAUUUUGGAAGAAUAAAAAGACAACAACACCUAAACCAUCUUCCGACUCGAUUUCAGCAUUGAUUACAACAACAAAACCAACUUCGAUUUCGAAACUUUCAACUUCAACUAAAUCAUCCGCUUUCAGUGGUUUAUUUGGUAAUAAAGGCAAGACGACUUCGGGUAGCGGAUUGGCAAGUAGCACAUCGCGAUCUGGUACUGGACGCUUAACAACUGCAGCACCAAAAGAUGCCUGUGGAGCAAUUAAUCCAUGCAAUAACGGUGGUACAUGCAAAACUUUGUCAAGUGGUAGCUACUAUUGCUUUUGUGGUCCAGAUCAUUAUGGCAAACGUUGUGAAAAUAAAUUUAUGUUCACUGGUGCUGCUAAUGCCGAUCGUACACGUAAAGAUCAUUGCGCCGAGCAACCUUGUCGUAAUGGCGGUGAAUGUGUUGGAUUACGCACAACAUACUAUUGCCGAUGUAAAUCACCCUACUAUGGAAUCAAAUGCGAUAAACGUCUUAGUAAACGCGAAGAAGUGGAUGACGAAUCCGUUUUAUCUGACGAACAAAUGAACAUCUACGAACGGGAAUUGCAAGACGAUAACGAAGAUUUACGUCGUGCUAUUGCCAAUGAAAAUUUAAUUGAAAAUUUCGAAUAG
Adineta ricciae is the source of this 798-nucleotide messenger RNA. The record is from the annotation of a GenBank genome assembly. Lineage: Eukaryota; Metazoa; Rotifera; Eurotatoria; Adinetida; Adinetidae.